AUGAAAGGCCAUAAUACCUUAAUCCUUUUAUUGUUUGGAGAAGUAUUAAAAGCACUAGCAAUGCAUGGAACUCCAUACCUAGACGUUGAAUAUAAUGUUGGAGGAGAAAAGAGGUCUGGAAGGAUUACAUUUGAAUUGUACUGGGACAUCACUCCCAAAACAGCUAGAAAUUUCUAUGAGUUUGUAAAAGGAACAGAAAUUGGAGGGAAGUACUAUAAAUACGAAAAUGGCCUGUUCCACAGGAUUAUUCCGGGCUUCAUGAUGCAGGGAGGAGAUGUCGUGAUGGGAAACGGCUCUGGCUCCAUCUCCAUAUACAAUGCCGAACCUUUCUCCGACGAAAACUUCGAAAUCGCUCAUGAUAGCAUAGGCAAGCUGUCUAUGGCUAAUAGGGGUCCACACACCAAUGGAUCACAAUUUUUUAUCACAUUUGAUAAACAACAUCAUCUUGACGGCAAGCACGUAGUGUUCGGAAAUGUCUCUGGAGAAUGUCUUUCCUUGAUCAGAGACAUACAAAAGAUCGAUAUCGAUCGUGAUAGGCCAGUACACCCGGUGAGAAUAGUCAGGUCCGGAAUAGUGGAGGAAGGAGAGGAAAAAUAUCUUUAA
Encephalitozoon cuniculi GB-M1 is the source of this 603-nucleotide messenger RNA. RefSeq lists its product as uncharacterized. Bases 1 to 603 code for a protein of 200 amino acids. Gene Ontology annotation, biological process: protein peptidyl-prolyl isomerization. The transcript has a single exon. The record is from RefSeq and is marked provisional. NCBI's taxonomy places the organism in Eukaryota, Fungi, Microsporidia, Unikaryonidae. Gene Ontology annotation, molecular function: peptidyl-prolyl cis-trans isomerase activity.